GUCCAUAAACUCCAGCCUCUUUCCCCUCCAUCUGGCAGGAGGGACCAACAGAGAGAAAGAGAGAGAGAGAGAGAGGGGGGGGGGGACCAGAGUGCGCGUAUAUCCACAGGGUUUAGAAUCGGAGGCAAAGGCAGCAUCCCUCCCUCAGUCAGAGACUGUCGUCACGGCGACAGGAGGUGUCUGUUCCACGGCCGAGAGACGGAAUGCAAGGCGGAAUCGGCAGCUAGUGGUUGCCGCAGCAACAAGAGCAUCUGAGGACUUCCAGGAUUCCAUGCAGGAGCAGAGAAGCCAAGGUUCCCGGGGGCUCGAAAAGAGGGGAACCGGGGUCAAUCUUUCAUCCACCAUCUCCUCCCUCGCUCCUACUCCUCCUCCGCUGCUGCUUCACUUUUUCUUUGAAGGACAGCUUUAAAUGAAUCCUCCUGCUGACAGUGGGCAAGUGUGACUGGACGGACACAGAGAGUGGGACUCUGUGUUGGAACAGCAGAGAGGGAAGUGGGGUUGAUUGGUAGGAAGACGGCGUGUGUGAAAGCGCUACAGUCAAUUGAUGGUGACUGACGCCGCAACAAAACGGGGAGGAUGAUCCGUGCCUAGCUGAGCCGAAAACUGUAUUCCUGUUGUUCCUCAGAAGGGAGGGAAGGCAAACCUGCACGCACUUUCUACCACUGACCAGGGGAGAGGUGAGAGAGAAAAAGAGUGCUAGAGAACCCUGUUUUAUGAAGUGUAUUUCCACGGGGGCUGGUGUGAUUCAAUUUGGUGUUGUCUUUUUCGGCAGUGGUUUGAAGGGUCAAGUUCUCCUCCUUUAUUCCCUUCCAAUUCUACCUGGAGCAAAAUACAUGGAAUUUACAUUCUCUGAUGGCUUUUGAAGAAUGCCAUGCUAUUCUAAAAGAGUAACAACUGGAUUUCACCCGGUAUCAAAGGGAACUGGAUUGAGAUUCAACUCUGUCUCUAUUUCCAUAUAAUGAGUGAGAAAUUUCUCUCUAACCUGGACGGAUGUGCCAUUCUGUCUGACACCCCAUGAGGGAUUACGUGUGAAACGUUCAUCAUAACACUUAAUGUCCAGUUCAAGGAAAUACAAAGUUGGAAUAUUUCACCUUUUUUACUCCAAACACACACACACACACACACACACACAAAAGAAAAAAUGUUUUAGAUUUAAAACAAAGAAGUAGUUCAGAAAGAAAGGCAUCUUUGGGAGUUUCCUUUUUUCUUCCUGAAUUGGAUUUUACGAGAGUUCACAGUGGAUCAGUCUCUCAUACAAGCCUCCUAGCCAUGUCGUCCAUGGAAGAGAAGAAUUCUGUAUCAUAGACAACUGAUUUCCAUCCAAACUUACCGCUAAGGACACUAAACACAUGCUAGGGUGAAAUGAGCCCCGCUUCCUGCAAAUUUUCCUUCUUCAUCCUGGAGUUUGGUUGUUUCUUGGAUCUAACAACCUAACUGUCCUUCCAUGAUUUCAGCACCUUCCGUUCCAUCUGCGUCUGUCCCGAGAUGCCCCACCGUACACAGCAAGAGGAGGUUUAACCCCAGACCCAGCGAGGUCUCUCGGCUGCCCAGGCGUAUUUAAGAUGUUGAACCCUUCCCGUGUGGCCCGAGCCCCAGAUCGGAUCAGUAGCACUGCGGCUCCAGGAGGCCCCAGACAUGGAUCGUGGCUCGGCUCGCCCCUGCCCUCAGCGCUCCACACCCCGGCCCGUGAGCAGCCUGUGAAGGAUGUCCCAGAGCGGAGCUCCAGCCCGGGAACCCUCUGAGACCCCCAGUCAGAGAGAACAGAUCCGUAGCCACAUGAAGAUGGUGAUCGAGCAGCUGGAAGGAAUCCUCAAGGAGCUAAAAGAUGUGGCGCAUGAAUUGCGGGAGGUGGUGGGUCAGAUCGACAAACUCACAUCUGAUUUUGACUUCGACCUGGAGCCCGACGACUGGACAGUGGCGACGGCGAGCAGUACGUCGAGUAGCGAGCGUGGCCUGGCUGAGGCCUUCAGACUGGACUUCCUCAGCCAGGACAUGCUCUCUGAUGGCUGGGACUUCUGCAACUUCUUGGAGGCCUCCAACCGGAAAGCACACAGGGAGGAGACGAACGAGGGCCAGGGGAGAACGUCAUUGUCCACACCGAGGCCCACCACCGCCAGUGUCUACUCACAGAUGAAUGGGGGUCUCCCGAUCCCCAAUGGACCUCUAAUCAUCACCCCGGACUCCUCCAGCGAGGAGGCGUCCAGCUCCACGCACAGCCAGAAAACCUCCCGCACAUCCGGCACCAGAGAACGCGUCCGCUUCAGCGACAAGAUCCUCUACCACGCCUUGUGCUGUGACGACGACGAAGAUGAGGAGGAGGACGAUAAAGGGGACUGCGGGACUCCGGACACGGACAGCGAGCCCAGUCCCCUGGCUUGCUCGCCAGUACCGCUGCUAUCAUCCUCUGAACUCCCGCCGGGGCUCUACAACUGCCGGGAAACAGCGUCUGCGGGCCCCUCACCUGUGAAGGUCCCAGUGGUGGGCUCUCACACGCUACCCAGGAAAGGUCUUCUCAACCCGGGCUGCCAGAAAAAACUGUUACGGAACAGCAGCACACAGACGGUUUCGGAUAAGAGCACUCAGACUGUACUGCCCUACGUCCCUGCCAAACAGAAAAACAAGGACCUCUGAGAGAACAGACAAAUUUACAUAUACAAAACAACAACGAACUGAGACAGGAUGACAAAGAACUGUGUUCUAUUUAAUAUUAAAUACAUAGCUAAUAGAUAAUAAAAAAAAAAUGAAUUAAUAAAUAAAUUAUAUAUGGGAAAA
Messenger RNA from Carassius carassius (crucian carp), 2772 nucleotides. RefSeq names its product inhibitory synaptic factor 1 (gene insyn1). Lineage: Eukaryota; Metazoa; Chordata; Actinopteri; Cypriniformes; Cyprinidae. Bases 1705 to 2631 code for a protein of 308 amino acids. The record is from RefSeq and is a predicted model, not a curated record. Gene Ontology annotation, biological process: inhibitory postsynaptic potential. Gene Ontology annotation, cellular component: postsynaptic density. The transcript has 4 exons.